ACAGUCAAAUUCCAUAGGACAUAGAAUAACCUUUAUGUUAACUACAUUAAAUGAGAAUAAUAACCCGCCAAGGUACUUACAGUUGUAUCUUUUUUAUUUGUGUUUUCUUCGCCUAUAAUCAAUGAACACACAUUUCAAAGUACAGAAGAACAACUUCGAAAUCUCUAGCCUAUCAGCGCGACGCCCCUGACCGGAAAUUUAUAAUUAGCCAAUCAGCGUCGAACGGCUGAAUUUUCAAAACUGACCCGCCAUAUUGUUGUUAUUUUUAGUUAGCUAGCUAACUUGGAAGUCGUUUAUCCGAGUACUUCCAUCCAUAAAGGUUGCUAGAUAGUUGGACUGCUAGAACUUGGAAAUCACCAAUAAUAAUUACCUUUUCAACAGGAUCAUGGACUCCAUGGAAGCUCGUUUCGGCCACAUGCGUCAGCGUGACACCAGUGUGGACAUGCUGCGGGUGAAGAUGUCUCGGAGACGGUCGCAGUCCCAGAAGGAGAACCGAGACAAGGCCCUGAACAGCCGCAGGCAGCUUGACAAGCUCCCCGAACUGGAAUGCUCUCAACUGGACAUAUCUGUUGCAGAACAUCUGUCAGUAAUUCAGGAAAAAGCACCGAAUGCAAAGCAAGUGAAAAACACUGCAGUGGAGGAGCGAAUUAAAAAGCUUGCACGCUACAAAGAGAAUAAGGAGCUUGUGAAGGAGAAAGAGAAGAGGGCAAGGGAGAAGAAGGGGGUGUUUAAGGUUGGGCUGUACCGGCCCCAGCCCCUGGCCCCUCUACCUCAGGCCCCAGCUGCCACAACCAAAGCCAUGGCAACAACGACAGUGGUCCAGCCCCAAUCCACCAGAGUGACGCGCUCAACCAUGAGGCAGCAAGCCCCCCAGGCACCACAGACUAUUGACACUGUCCCUGCUUCAAGAAAAGUUGAACCAGCUGUGGUCAGGUCAACCAGGAGAACCAAGAUCACUAUAGAUGAACCAGUAGUCAGAGCCCCAUCCACAAGGUCAGCUAACAGGCCUCUGGUCUCUGUGGCCCCUGUGGCAAAGGACAAACCUGCUGCAGCUCCCAAGACCAGAUCAAAUACCAAGCAGUAUGCAGCACCACCUGUUGGCAGAGGGAGGAACACCAGGGGAAAUACUGAAAGCAAUAAGCAAGCUGCUGUAAAAGUGAGAAAGACAGAGGAGCCCAGGGCUGCCAGUCCCCCACCCCCCAGUGUAAAGGAGGAGAAGAUGGUAGAAGACCCUGCCCCUGCUGAUCCAGAAGCUGUCCCAGCCCAGGCUUCCUCCCUCCCCCCUCCAGCCCCUCCCCCAUCCUCCUUCGCUCCUCAGGGCUUUGUGUUCCAGGCCCCAGCAGGCCUGUCCAGGUUCAAGCCCACCCCUCUCACCCCCCGCUCUGCAGACUCCUUCUUCAAACCCAGUGUCCCUGCCUUUGUACUACCACCUGUGCCACUCUGGCUCUCUGACUUGGUGCCCAAAAUGGAGCUCAGUGCUCCCUCUCCUGCCAAGUCCCCUGUUCAAUCCCCGCCUUCUCCUACUCUGGCCCCUCAGUGUCCCCAGGAACCAGAGCAUGAUGUGCCCUACUUUAGGUUGGUGGUGGUCAGUGAGACCAAGAGACUGACAGCAUUUUGUCAGCAGUGGGAGCCCAGGGUGGAUGAUACCUCUAUCCCUGAAGAGAUGCGUGACCGUAUGCGUACUGCGGUGGGCCAGGCCAGGCUGCUGAUGAAGGAGAGGUUUGGUCAGUUCUCUGGCCUGGUGGAUGACUGUGAGCUUGGCAGAGGAGAGAAAAUCACCACAUGCACCGACUUGCAAGGCUUCUGGGACAUGGUCUUCUACCAGGUAGAAGACGUGAACAAGAAGUUUGGUGCUCUGAAGGAAGCGGAGUCUAAGGGUUGGCAGGAGGAGAGAAAGCCCCCACCACGACAGAGGAAGGUGGUCAAGAAGCCGGCCUCUGCUCUGGUGGCUAAGCCUGUCGGUGGUGCUGCCGCCAAGUCUCGUCUGGCUGCCAUCAAGGCUGCUAUUAAGGUCAAGCAGCUGGCUGCAGAGGCAGAGAAGGCAGUCCAGGCCGCAGGGCCAGGCAGUGCUGUGGACGACCCUGCUCAAGCUCCUCAGGACCCCCAGGCAGAGACCUUGGCCCCAGAGUCACCUGUGGUGGUGUUCCAGGGAGGCUUCUUCCAGGUGGAGAGUCCCGCCAAACUCACAGGGUCUGUGAGGAGAUCAACCCGUGUAGCUACCAGGCCGCCACAGGCUUCUCCCUGCUCUGUCACCAAGUUCUCCACCCCCGUCAGAACCCGCCACUCCAACGCUGCUGCAGCUGCACAGCCCUCUACUCUCCCCCGCCUCACCCCUGCUCGCUCCACCCUCACCCCUGCUCGCUCCACCCUCACCCCUGCUCGCUCCACCCUCACCCCUGCUCGCUCCACCCUCACCCCUGCUCGCUCCACCCCUGCUCGCUCCACCCCUGCUCGCUCCACCCCUGCUCGCUCCACCCCUGCUCGCUCCACCCCUGCUCGCUCCACCCCUGCUCGCUCCACCCCUGCUCGCUCCACCCCUGCUCGCUCCACCCCCACCCCUGCUCGCUCCACCCUCACCCCUGCUCGCUCCACCCUCACCCCUGCUCGCUCCAGGCUCACCCCUGCCUGCUCCAGGCUCUCCCCUACAAGUCAGUUUGAUGCCACCCCACUCUGCACCCUGGCCCCCGCUCAGAAUAGCCCCACCAGAGUCUCUCUCUGCUUCUCACCAGUCAAAGAAGCUUUGAUAGACGCCCAGUCAGAGGAAGGCCCCAGCAACCAACCAGAGCUAGUCUCGGUCCAGAAUGAAGUCACUCCUGACCAACCAGAGCCCGAGAGCAUGCAGGAAACUUGUGACCAAUCAGAGGUUGUUACAGAGCCCACUGUUUAUCAUGAGGAGCACAUUGAGAGCUGUGAGUCUGAGAAAAUGAGCCAAUCGCCAUCCAACACACAACAGCUGACCAAUGACGAAAUGCCCCAAGAAGCCUUUAGCCAAUCGGUGUUGGCUACAGAGGAGCCCAACCAAUCGGAGCUCCUGGCCGUGCCUGAAGUGAGCAGCACUGUGGCUAUCCACCUAAGCCUAUCCUCUCACUCACUCCAGGACAGAGAAGAAGAUUUAGAGGCCUACGAUAUCAGCCUACCCAUCUCACCAAGGCUUUCCCUCUCGCCCUCACUGCCCCACACUCCCACCCAUGGGGCAGAGUUCUCCCCAGUCAGGAGCCCUGCCUUGAGCUUCACCCUCUCCUCCAACCCAGCCAGGCCAAAACCUACCGAGGACAGAAUAUCUCCCCUCUCCUCACCCUGCCUGCUGCCCUCCCCUCCUACUGUCCAGGUCUCCCUCAGCGUCUCAGAUAAUGCCGACGUGACAAUGACUCCAAAUGCUUCUAUCACUGAGAGUCUUCUGGGGUUGGAGUUUGAGCGCUACCUCCAACCCGUAGCAAGCUGCAACCUGUCGCCACGGGAGGUGGCUGUUGCUGAGGAGAUGCUGUCGCCCAUGGCGAUAGACAUAGAAAUGGAGAGUCCGAUGGCUCAGUCUGGAGAGCCCACUUGGGAGGAAGUGUUGUCUCCCACAGCGUUUCCUAGUUUGGCACAAAUGUUCACCCCACGGACCACAAAGCCAGUUGAGUCGGACAUGUUGCUCUUCACCCCUGAUCAGAUGGACAGAGUGAGACAGUCAAUGUGCCCCAGUGACCUCAUGUCAUUCACACCUCCAUCUAAUAGAUAGAACAAGCAACUGAUGAGACCCAUUUUAACAGCUGUUUUUUUUUUCUCUCCAUUUCGCUCGAGACUAGUUUUUAUAGUCUCUCAAAGAAAAUAAUUUUUUAUAUGCAUUGUUACUUUUUCUAAACUCCUCUAAUUGUCAGAAAAGUGUUUUUAUGUAACUUCAACAGAUUUUCAAGAAUUUUCCUUAAACUAUUUUGUGCUAUGUCUACUACAACUUUGUUAUUGAAAUCCCAAGAGGCUCCAGGUAGUUUCCUAACUGUUAAGCACAUUUUCUAUGGUGCCCAGGUGUGUGCAGUAAAAAAAAAAAAAGCGUAAUCAAGCGUUUAUAUAUAGCCUAAAUUCUUCUAUGUUGAAUAUGCAUGCUGAAAAACCUUUUUGUUUGUGUAAAUAAAAUGUUGAUUCUUCAAA
Messenger RNA from Salmo salar (Atlantic salmon), 4128 nucleotides. Its product is annotated as disks large-associated protein 5. The record is from RefSeq and is a predicted model, not a curated record. NCBI's taxonomy places the organism in Eukaryota, Metazoa, Chordata, Actinopteri, Salmoniformes, Salmonidae. Gene Ontology annotation, molecular function: microtubule binding. Gene Ontology annotation, cellular component: spindle pole centrosome; nucleus; cytoplasm. Gene Ontology annotation, biological process: mitotic spindle organization; centrosome localization; kinetochore assembly.